GUUAUCAUGAAAUCUUACUUUUCUUCCUGGUUUUACGAAACCGAAAGAGGUUUGUUUUUGCACUUGAAGUGCGCAUAUGUAUGUGAUUUAUUUUACACAAUUAAGCAAGUACAUGGAAUAUUACUUUCGGUUUGAUUAAUCUAACCACGUGUGAGAGUCCUGAGAAAUCUGUGAAAUGGUUAUCUAAUUUAGCAACAAUGUCUAGACGCCCACAUAGUGACACGAAGAAACGAAACCAGCAUACAUCAAGAAAUAUGGGGAAUUUCUUCUCUGCCGAAGAACAGGCUACUGUGAAAUCGUCCCAACGGUUAGCUUCUGCUCAAUCCAAUGUUUCCAGGGAUUCUUCUAUAGAAAUAGGACCUAUCUGGAUUGAAACUAUAAACUCGCUCGUUGACGACCAUAUGAAGGUCGCGGAACACAUUUCAAGACUAGAAGAAGAAUUAUUAGAGCUGAAGAAGACGUAUAUGACGAAACAUGACGAAAUAAUUACGACGGCGGAACGCAUUAAACGUGUUAUUCAAGAGCAAAAUUUCACUGGUUCAGGGGAGAAAUCAGCGACGAACAAGCCAGACAAUGGAGCGCAAAGUGAACACGAAGAAGAUCCUUCUACGACGGUCGAAAUGUCCACAAAGAUAGACGAACUCAAGCGUAAUCACCAGCAAUUUGAAGUUCUUAUUAAAGAUCAGGAACAUAUAUUGUCGCGUAUAGAGACCGAAGUGGACAAACAUGGCGAUAAAAUCAAAGAGCAUGAGGAAUCCAUUAAUCUUCUAAAAGAACAACACAAGCAACGAAAAGGAAACAUAAGGACACAGAGAAUAUACAUAAAAUCGCUACAAAAAGACUUAAAUACAUAUGGGAAAAGAAUAACAAAAAUAGAUACAGAAAACAAAAAAUCAAAUAAAAAAUCCCUGAAACACACCAAAAACUGUAAACCAUCUCCUCCAAUCGACAUACAGACGGAACAGAAUACCGAAAUGGCAAGAAACACCCAAGAAUCAGUGAAGACAAAAGAUAUUAUUCCUAGCAUAAAGGUCCAACCAAAACCAGUUCAAAAGAAGACAUGGAAGUAUGCAUUUGUACUCAAUAAGGAAUUAACACAAGCAUUUCAAUCAAUAAAGAGCGAGAAACUCGGCUUUUUCAAUUCAACAGCAGAUCAUAAUUAUUUCGACGAAUUCAUAGACAUUCUUAAAGAAGAUGUAAUUGGAGUCAGUAUGCAUGAAUACUCCCCUACCAGAGGAAUUUCAGCCUUUGACAGAAUUCUGGUGUUUGGAACGUGUACACUUAGAGUAGAGAGUGACUCAAAUAUGGCUUUGGACAAGAUUCCUAAAGAACACCGAUCAAAGGUGUUUCUCGUGAUGUUUCACAAGACGGCGGGCAGCAAGACGCCACAGGAAGUUUACAUGUAUACAUUUAAACAUGCGGAAGUGGCCAGAGAACUUCAUGUGCCCUUUAAAUUAAACUCUUGACAUUGAGUGACGAGAAAUUGUGUUGUAGCAAAGUUACAUGCACAGUCUUGCAAACGGUGUAUAUGACAUUUAAUUGUUGAUCCCUUUGUUCUCUGUUUACCGUUUUUGUUGAAAGCAUGCAUCCUCCAUGCGCUUCACUCUAGGUACAAUUCUAUAGAGUGCAUUACACGAGUGUUUGGCGUGAGUUCAUUGUAAUGGUAAUCAAUAUUUAUCAAACAUUCGAUCUGAGGUUCAAUAUGUCGAAAAAAAUUUAAGAAAUUCGCUACCCAUCCCAUUCGAAAUAAAUUUUCUAAUAAACCACAAGCACUGGC
This is a messenger RNA of Mya arenaria, 1777 nucleotides long. Its product is annotated as myosin heavy chain, striated muscle-like. The coding region runs from base 198 to 1466 and encodes 422 amino acids. The transcript has 8 exons. Lineage: Eukaryota; Metazoa; Mollusca; Bivalvia; Myida; Myidae. The record is from RefSeq and is a predicted model, not a curated record.